Molecule: messenger RNA, 1737 nt
Organism: Dendrobium catenatum
Lineage: Eukaryota; Viridiplantae; Streptophyta; Magnoliopsida; Asparagales; Orchidaceae
Product: transcription factor MYC2-like
Exons: 1
Coding region: 194-1582 (462 amino acids)
Biological process (GO): regulation of DNA-templated transcription
Cellular component (GO): nucleus
Molecular function (GO): DNA-binding transcription factor activity; transcription cis-regulatory region binding; protein dimerization activity
Source: RefSeq, a predicted model, not a curated record
UUAUGACACGUGGCUAAAAUAACCGCUGCGGACUUCAAAACUGAAUUCAAACGCGCCUCCGUACCUCAAUUCAGGUCCGGAACCUGUAGUCGAACCUUCGUUCUCAACCGGAUUCCUCGGCUCCUCAAAUCCUCCACCACCACCGCUCCGCUCUCUCCACACUCCCACACUCCAGCCUCAGCACCUCGCAGACAUGAUCGUCUUGCCCGAAGACAUGGCCUCCUCCAUCCUCAUAGACGAUCCCUUUAACCCCUACACCUUUCCAUGCCCUCUUCCCUCCGCCACCGUCUCCUCUUGCGACUCCACUAUCACCUCCAGCUCCCCACCCGACGCUCUUCAGCUCCGCCUUCAGGCUCUGAUCGAAUCGCACUCAGACUCCUGGACCUACGCCAUCUUCUGGCAUUCUUCUUCAAACGCCAUGCUUUCCUGGGGCGACGGCUUCUACAAGGGCUCCCUUGAUCCCCCCAUCAACCACCGGCACCGCCCCUACUCUCCGGAGCAAGAGCACCGGAAGCGUGUGCUUCGUGAGCUCAACUCUCUUAUCUCCACUUCGGUCGAUGAUGCCAUCGAGGAGGAGGUAACUGAUACAGAGUGGUUCUUCCUAAUUUCCAUGACUCAUUGCUUGGUAGGUCCCACCUCCCUCCUGAUCCAAGCGCAAAUGUCAGCCGAAACUAUCUGGAUUUCAGGAAAUAAUCGAUUGGGUGCCGCGCAAUGUGAUCGCGCUCGCCAGGCGGCGGCGUUUGGUAUUAGGACGAUGGCUUGCAUUCCCGUCGCAAAUGGCGUGGUGGAGCUGGGUUCCACGAAUGUCGUAUUCAAGAACCCCGACACCAUAAGCAGAAUUAGGGAUUCCUUUAGCUUCCCUUCAGUAGAAAUCCCAAUUUCGAAUCCGCAAUUCCUUGUCGAUAACCCAAUUUCGUGCGGAGCUGUUACUCCUCUUCUCACGACCGCCGGAUCGGAAAAUUCGGACCUGGCUUUGACGGUGGAACCUGAAAGACGCCCUAGAAAACGCGGCCGGAAGACGGCUAAUGAGCGGGACCAGCCUCUCAACCAUGUAGAAGCAGAGCGGCAGCGGCGAGAGAAGCUUAAUCAACUAUUCUACUCACUCCGAGCUGUGGUGCCCAAUGUAUCCAAGAUGGAUAAGGCCUCCCUGCUCGGCGACGCCGUCGUUUACAUCACGGAACUCCAGGAGACGAUAAGGUCGCUCGAUUCCUGUAAUGAAUCGCUUCGUUCUCAAGUGGAUGUUCUGAAGAGCAAUGUCAAUGGCUUUCUUGCGGAAGUUGGUGGAAGAGAAGGGAAAUUGGAGGGGCUUGAAUUGGAGGUGAAGGUGAUUAGGACGGAGGCCAUGAUCAGAUUGCAGAGCAAGAGGAAAGGUCACCCUUCAGCAAAGUUCAUGUCGGCGCUCGAGGCUGUCGGGCUCGAGGUGCUUUACGGGAGCUGCUCCGUGGUGGAGGAUCUAAUGCUACAGCAGUUUACAGUGAGGAUGACGGAUUUUAGAUCGCAAGAGCAGCUUAAUGAAGAGAUAUUUGCAAGACUUCUCGGUGAUGCUGCUGCCGGCGGCGACUGCUUUCAGCAAUUUUCGUAGCCGUCCAACUUCCAAGUUUCCGCCGGAACCCAGAUUCAAAGUGACGCAUAUUUCGUGUUUUUUCGGGUGGACUAAUAUUUGUUUUCUUAUAUAUAUUUUCUCGGGCAUAUAAGUAAAUACUAAAAUUGUGAUGUUGUAUUUUUUUUUGUUUUUAG